This is a messenger RNA of Aspergillus ibericus CBS 121593, 882 nucleotides long. Its product is annotated as translation machinery-associated protein 16. The record is from RefSeq and is a predicted model, not a curated record. The transcript is spliced from 3 exons. Gene Ontology annotation, cellular component: nucleus. Lineage: Eukaryota; Fungi; Ascomycota; Eurotiomycetes; Eurotiales; Aspergillaceae. Bases 187 to 723 code for a protein of 178 amino acids.
UCAGUACCCACGCUUCUGAUUGGCCGAAUAAAGGCGGUAUUGAGCCUCCAUUCUACCGCCUUUAUUUUCUGCCAGACGAAAAAGAAAUCCGCCGCAAAAGACGAAAAUGAAGUUUCGACUAUCCGAUCGAAAUUUUUGGUCAUUCUUCGAGGAGGAGCCCAGGACUUUGUAGAAUCAUUCGCCACCAUGCCUAAGACACUUCAAAAGGUUCAUAAGCAUAUCGCCAAGAAGCGAGGCGCUGUCGAGGCUCUUCAUGAAUUCAGCAGAGAUGCGAGGAGACUGCGCCGAGCCAAUGCCAGAGACGAUCGAGUCGCUCGUGUCUCGGCCAAUAUGUCGCGGGGAAGACAGACAUACGUGGACCGGAUCGCAUAUUUCUACGAGGCCAUUCCGGAAGGCUCCCAACCCAUGUCAGAGGAGGAAAUGAAGGAUGUCGUCGUCAGGUAUAUCAACCGCAGCGUGCCCGAGAUCGAACAACUACAGAGCGAGAGACGGAAGGGCCGGCCGCCGAGCAAGAGGGAAGAAGCCCUGUUGCAGCGGACAGACGUUGAGAAUCGGGAGUUUAAGACGGGAUUCUGGAUGCCCGACUUUAGUGACGAGGGUGUGCUCAAGGCACUUGCGUCGUGGAACGGCGACUGGUCUGGACUCAGUACGAUGAAGUUUAUCCGGAUCACCAAGGAGGGAUCGAAACAACCUUCAGCAUUUCCUCCCAAGGGCAUGUCCUAAGGCUUCUUUUUGCACUUUCAUUAUGGGAUCAGUAUGCGCGGAGAUUCAUGGCAUAACGGCGUUAUGAUUGCACAUAGAUAUCUUCAAAAGUGUUUGUCGAAUGUUUUCUGUAGCUAGUUAAUAUCCACGAAUACCUAUUGGUUCAAUCCAAGGCUUUCU